This is a messenger RNA of Lemur catta (Ring-tailed lemur), 2988 nucleotides long. RefSeq names its product Mdm1 nuclear protein (gene SAXO6). NCBI's taxonomy places the organism in Eukaryota, Metazoa, Chordata, Mammalia, Primates, Lemuridae. The record is from RefSeq and is a predicted model, not a curated record. Gene Ontology annotation, molecular function: microtubule binding. The transcript is spliced from 15 exons. Gene Ontology annotation, biological process: negative regulation of centriole replication. The coding region runs from base 140 to 2302 and encodes 720 amino acids.
AAGCGCGGAGUGCGCCGGCGCGUAGUCGGGGACGCCAGGCCGAGGCUUUUGCCAGGGAACCGACUGUUGUCGCCCCGCCCCUUCGGGGCUUUCUGUCCCGCUAACUGUCGGAGUGGCGGGGGCUUCACCGCCGGGCGACAUGCCGGUGCGCUUCAAGGGGCUGAGUGAAUACCAGAGGAACUUUCUGUGGAAAAAGUCUUAUUUGUCAGAGUCCUGUAAUUCCUCUGUGGGGCGAAAGUACCCAUGGGCUGGACUUAGAUCAGAUCAAAUAGGGAUCACGAAAGAGCCAAGUUUUAUUUCAAAAAGAAGAGUCCCUUACCAUGACCCACAGAUUUCCAAAUCUCUUAAGUGGAAUGGAGCUAUCUCAGAAAAAGAUGUGGUUGUAGCACCGCAGCCUGCAGCCCUGGAAACACCAAAAUCACAAGAGGAAGAACAAAAAGAUGUUACCCAAGGAAGAGUUCUCUCACUAGAAGCCUCCAGGGUUCCCAAAAGAACCAGAUCCCAUUCUACAGACUCCAGAGCUGAAGGGACUUCAUAUGUUGUAGAAAAUAAUGAGGAUGUAAUACCAAACCAUACACCAGUUAAUGCAAAUGUGGAACUGGAACAUUCUACCAAGAUUCCUCCAGAAAAUGUAGAUAAUGGGUUGGAUAGAAUUCUACGUAAAAAAGCUGGAUUGACUGUUGUUCCUUCACAAAAUGCCUUGAGAAAUUCUGAAUAUCAAAGGCAGUUUGUUUGGAAGACCCCUAAAGAAACUGCUCCAGUUUUUGCAGCCAAUCAGGUUUUCCACAAUAAAAGCAAAUUUGUUCCACAAUUCAGAGGUAACUCAAUCAUUCCCGAAACUGAAUACAAAAGAAAUUUCAAGGGGUUAUCUCCAGUGAAAGAACCAAAAUUAAGAAAUGAUUUGAGAGAAAACGGAAAUCUUGAAACAGUAUCUCCUGAAAAAAAGUGUAAUAAAACAGACAAUCCUUUAAAAUUAGAAGCAGAGAUGGAAUUAAAAGACUCAAACCAGCCUAAAAAGAAGCUUACUCCUUGGAAACAUCAAAGGCUUGGGAAGGUGAAUUCUGAAUAUAGAGCAAAAUUUCUGAGCCCAGCUCAAUAUUUAUAUAAAGCUGGAGUUUGGACAUGUGUGAAGGAAAACAUGCCAAAUCAGGGUUCUCUAAAUGCCAUGUGGUAUGCAGAGGUUAAAGAACUGAGAGAGAAGGCUGAGUUUUAUAGGAAACGAGUUCAGGGAACACAUUUUUCUCGGGACCAUCUGAAUCAGAUUCUGUCUGAUAACAACCGCUGUUGGGAUGUCUCCUCGACAGCAAGCUCAGAAAGAAGCAUUAGUAGCAACAUCAGAGCAUUAGAUCUUGCUGGAGAUACUACAAGCCAUAAGACUUUGCAGAAAUUUCCUUCUACAAAACUAGAAGAAAAACAACAUACCUUGGAAGAAGAGCACCAGAAAACUACUACGGAGAAAUUAGGUGUGUCAGGUGUUCCCACUGUACCGGUUAGAAGGCGGCUGGCCUGGGAUGCAGAGAAUACCAGUGAAGACGUACAGAAACAGCCCAGGGAGGAAGAGGAGGAGGAGGAUGGGAAAAGGGACAAGCAGACAUAUAUAGGAGAGCUCGAGAAGUUGGACGUACAUGAGCAAUCUAAGGCAGACAAGAUAGAAGGGUCGGAGUCUUCUUCUGUUUCCUCAGGAAAAGGAGGCAGGCUUCCUACUCCAAAGCUGAGAGAACUUGGUGGAAUCCAAAGGACUCAUCAUGAUCUUACUACUCCAGCUGUUGGUGGUGCUGUAUUAGUGUCUCCAUCUAAGGUGAAGCCUCCAGCCCCAGAACAGAGGAAAAGAAUGUCCUCUCAGGAUUGUUUAGAAACUUCAAAGAAUGAUUUUACUAAGAAAGAAAGUCAUGCUAUAUCCCUACUGACUUCUCCAGCUGCUGGUAUAAAAACAAUUGAUCCCUUGCCUUUGCGGGAAGACUCUGAAGCCAAUAUCAAAUUAGCUGAGGCAACUCUUCCAGUUUCAAAAAUUCUAGAAUAUCCAACAAACACCCCUGGACAGUCACCUUCUCCACCCCACGUGCCGUCCUACUGGCAUCCCUCCCGUCGAAUUCAGGGCUCUCUGAGAGAUCCAGAAUUUCAGCACAAUGUGGGAAAAAUGAGGAUGAACAAUUUCCACUUACCUCAGCAUGAAGCCUUUAAUGAUGAAGAUGAGGACAGAUUGUCUGAGAUAUCUGCACGCUCAGCAGCAUCUAGUCUUCAGGCUUUUCAAACUCUGGCACGAGCUAAGAAAAGGAAGGAGAAUUUCUGGGGUAAAACAUAAACCCAGUUGAGUUGCUUGUGUAUAGGGAACAAUUGACAUAAUUUUUCUUUAUUGCUUACUAUGUUUGUUUGAAUUUUUUUCCUGACACUCCCUACUUAAAAAGAAAUAUUUGAUUUUCAGUAGUCAAUUCAAUUUACUUGGAAAUUUUUAACACAGGCUUAUACAAAUUUAACUUUUAAAGAAUUCUUUUUAUGUCUAUCUCAAAGUACAAAGACCAUAGAUUAUAGAGUUCUUCCUAUGUUAUAACUUUUGUAUUAGGUGCCAUGGAUAGAAUUUUGCCCAUCCAGAGAAUAUUCCAAGAAGAUAAAGUGAAGUAAAAAUUAAAAUCCCAGUGUGAAGUAUGUAGUCCCCUAAGAUUGGUUAUAUGUAUCUUUAUAAUUAUAGAUGUCACAAAAUGAAUUUGUUUUUCCUUUAACUUUUGCUGUAGUGUUUUUUAUUUGGUCCCUUCCAUAUGUGGUUGCAGUGUUAUUUAAUAUAAUUAUACUUUGAAAAUACCAGCUGUAUAUAUUUUUCUUAUUUAUGUAACAAAGUUUGCUGAGAGAUAUGUAUAUUUUUGAUCUUUGUGUGCACUCUAUUUGUAUAAGGACUGUGGCUUACAUUUGAAUAAUGUCUGGGUUUUGAAAAAUUAUUUGUAUAAUGGAUAAUUAAAACUUUGUAGACAUUUUGAAAUAAAAAUUAAUCAAGUG